Messenger RNA from Aaosphaeria arxii CBS 175.79, 1940 nucleotides. Its product is annotated as major facilitator superfamily transporter. The transcript is spliced from 10 exons. Lineage: Eukaryota; Fungi; Ascomycota; Dothideomycetes; Pleosporales. The record is from RefSeq and is a predicted model, not a curated record. Gene Ontology annotation, biological process: xenobiotic detoxification by transmembrane export across the plasma membrane. Gene Ontology annotation, molecular function: fluconazole transmembrane transporter activity. Bases 1 to 1704 code for a protein of 567 amino acids.
AUGGUUGCAGAUCUCAUACGUGAUGCGCCGUUCGGCCAAGUUGUGCGCUUUAUCACCAAAAAUAGAGUAUUCCUCUAUCCAGAAGAGAAAGCAGACUUCAAAUGUCCCCAUGACUAUGACAGAGAUCAAGCCCCAGUGAAUGAGAAGGUUCUGGAGGCACAGCUGGAUGUACAAACACACCCACAGACACCAGACAGGCUCGAGGAAGGCAACUCCGCGAUGCUAGAUAGAACACAAUCCAGACCAAUAGCACCCACGAGAACGCCAGAUGGCCGUAUUCUUGCCGAUUGGUAUGAUACAGAAGAUCCGGCGAAUCCACAGGCAUGUUUACUUGCUCCUAUUUUCAAUUGGUCGCAAUUGAAGAAGGCUUGGACGGCUACGAUCAUAUGUCUGUAUACAUUCGUUGUAUAUGCAUCUUCGUCAAUCUACAUAUCGAGCGUCGAGUUGGUCAUGCAACGCUUCGGGGUGGGCUACUUCAAGGCUGAGCUUGGUCUUGCUCUAUACGUUCUAGGAUAUGGUAUUGGACCACUAAUCUUUUCACCACUGUCUGAAGUCCCGGCAUUUGGAAGGAAUGCCCCAUACAUAACCACUUUCGCACUGUUCACGAUACUCUCUCUACCAACAGCACUUGUCGACAAUUUAGGAGGCUUGCUUGUGCUCAGGUUUCUCUUGGGUUUUUUUGGUAGCCCAUGUCUAGCGAGUGGAGGGGCGAGUAUGGGAGACAUGUACUCUCUCCUAUAUCUUCCCUACGCUGUGGCGGCUUGGGUCUCGUUCGCCUUCGCCGCCCCCGGUCUAGGUCCGCUACUUUCAGGAUUCGCCGUAUAUGCAAAAAACUGGCGGUGGUCGCAAUGGGAGGUGCUCUGGAUGGCGGGCCCUCUCUUUCUUGUCUUCUUCUUCUUCGUGCCCGAAACCCAGCCGAUGACUAUCCUGCAUUACCGCGCGGCUCGGCUUCGGCGAGUCACUGGAAAUGAGAAGAUCAGAACUCAAGUCGAAAUGGAUCGAGCAGGCAUCACGCUGGGAUCGACUGUUAAAGAGGCUAUUAUAAAGCCAAUUGAGAUCACAAUCAAAGAUCCGGCGAUUCUCUUCGUCAAUGUGUAUACUGCAUUGAUGUAUGGAAUAUACUACUCUUUCUUCGAGGUGUUCCCACUUGUUUUCCCAGUAUACUACGGCAUGAACGUCGGCGAAACCGGCAUCGUAUUUGUCUGCAUCGUCGUCGGCUGCAUCAUCGCCAUGUGCAUAUACUUCGCCUACAUCCAGUUCCUCAUCAUUCCCGACAUUCUAAAGAACGGCCUUCGAGCACAGGAAUUCCGACUCAUACCAGCUCUGUUUUUCUGCUUCGGUCCAACGAUCGGAUUGUUCCUAUUUGCUUGGACCGCACGUCCAUCUAUACACUGGAUUGUCUGCGUCAUAGGUAUUACUAUCUAUGCUCUAAGUGCUUAUAUCAUCAUGCAAUGCAUUUUCACAUACAUACCUAUGUCCUACCCUCGCUACGCCGCCUCCCUCUUCGCUGGAAAUGACUUCUUCCGCUCACUCUUCGCGUUCGGCGCCGUGCUCUUCUCUCGCCCUAUGUUUGUGUACCUAGGCGUAGGGAAAGGCUGUAGUCUCCUGGGCGGGCUGAGCGUUACUGGAAUCGUUGGAAUGUACUUGUUGUAUUGGUAUGGUGCUAGGUUACGAGCCAGGUCUAGAUUUGCUGUUAGUGGAUAGGGAUGUGAAGUGUGGCCUAGGGAUUCGGUGACGAAGAUGAGAUUGAAAUAGCGUAGGAUUAUGGCAAUGAACGACGGUAAUGACGAAUACGGGAAGACUUAACGAAAUACUGUAAUGGGCUGAAAUUGAAGGGUCACUAAUUUGUGGAGGACAUGAGAUAUCGUUGAAGAUCUGCCUAUUUGUCACAUUAAGCAAGCACGAUUUAGUACAUUGAAUUUCAUAGCAGGCAAUUUCAA